Messenger RNA from Entelurus aequoreus (snake pipefish), 4123 nucleotides. Its product is annotated as protein phosphatase 1 regulatory subunit 3C-like. Gene Ontology annotation, molecular function: protein phosphatase 1 binding; glycogen binding. Gene Ontology annotation, biological process: regulation of glycogen biosynthetic process. Bases 1294 to 2157 code for a protein of 287 amino acids. The transcript has 3 exons. The record is from RefSeq and is a predicted model, not a curated record. Gene Ontology annotation, cellular component: protein phosphatase type 1 complex. NCBI's taxonomy places the organism in Eukaryota, Metazoa, Chordata, Actinopteri, Syngnathiformes, Syngnathidae.
ACGCCGCAAGAUGAGGUUUUUGAGUGGAAUGCAAUAAAUGUUGAAAAUUGAAUUUUAACAUGGAUGAUUGUGAUCAUGUCAUCUGUAUUUUCAGUCAAUUAAUAGCUUUUUCAGUAGAUUUGGAACUUUACAGUAAUUAAUGGCAUUUGUUUGUUUGGUCCAAACAUCUCAGUAUGUGUCAGGUUUCUAGUGCACACUUUCACCUAGUGACACGUUAGAUGCCUGACACGCUGACAGUGGCCUGUAGUCCUUUCCUGCGUCACACAAGCUGGCACACUCUGACACAGUGAUCCCUUCAGGACACGAGCCAGCCUGCAGAGCUCAUGCAUGACCUGCUCUGACCACAUUUAGGGAUUUGGGGCGGGUGAGGCGGAUAUUUCACUAUUAAAAUCUUGAUUUAAGUCACAAGCAAAUGUUACUGGAGAUGUGACAUUCGUGAUUGAGUCAAAUCUUUUUAAAUGACUCUUUUAAAUGAAUAAUGAGAACUGAUUUGCAUUAAUUUUUCUCGCUAAUUGUUCUGCUGUGGAUUUGUAAAGUAGUUGAGGUGUAUACGCUCUGGGUAGGUUAGUACAAUCUUGAAUGCACAUUUUUUGUUUUAUAUACAAUAAGACAUAUUUUUGCUUUUUAUUUGCUUAUUUUAUCUGUACUGGUGAGGGAAAAUUCAAAAUAGUGAUCUCAUUGUCAAUACAUACGGGAUGGGAUAUGACACCAACUUAUGGAAUGUUUAUAAUAAAGACGCAAAUCAAAUUAUUUAAAUAUUAGCAGUGUUUUACAAUAAUUUCCACCAAUGGAGCUACAUUAUUGGAAUGUGUAAAUUUGAAUUAUUCUGACCCAAAUCUUGUUUUACAACUGAUUAAUUCCUUGAUAAAUACAAGUAAUUUCUAUUAAAAAAAAAUUUUGAACAGCUCUUUGAUGGGUAAAAUUCCUUAAGAUCUGGCUACCUUCAAAUACAAUUAAAUAAAAAUAAAUACCUGAUAAUUAAAAUAUAUUGGGGAAAAAAGUUCAAUAAAUUAUUAAAAAAGGAGCCAUAAAUCACAUUUCUAAAGGUUACAAUUAUCAUUUGAAUGUAAAUGAUCUGAUAUCUGCAUCAGACAGAGUUGUAAAAAAAAGGGUUAGAAUAACUAACUGGUCACAAGACUAAAGGGGGCGGGCAACAACAUGAUAACUUUGAAUAUAAAUAGAACGACGUGCAAGACUCCACUGUGGGUGAAAGGGUCGACGUGGUUCUCGCAGGACUACUAUCUGCUCUCAAUAUAAUAAAGUGCGUCCCUAAAUCUGCACCAGAUCAUCAGUAUGGAGACAUCCAGCACAACUGUCCUGCCUGUCUUUGGCCUGGGCUCCAUGGCACAGUCAGCUGGACUAGUGGAGAUUGCGGUCAGGCUGUGCUUAAACCAACGUAAACAACUUUGUCCUCACGUUUGGGUGCCCAUCCUGAAGCCUCUGCGGUCCUGCAUCCGCCCCGCACUUUCAAAACACGUAUCCUCUGACAUCCUACAAGACUUCUCCACUCGGCUGCUCUCAAGUUCCUUUGAGGACUCGGAUGAUGAGGAUAUAUUGGCCCCAGUCAAGAACAAGCGCGUGGUUUUCGCCGACUCCAAAGGAUGGUCCUUGGCAGAGGUUCGAGUCUUCUCUAAUGAGGAGGAGCACGCCGACCUGGACCUGCUGCCAUCCCUGCAGGGUCUGUGGAGCAUGACGGAGGAUGGUUACAGCUGUACGGUCAGCACCUGCUGCCCAGGAACACAGCUCACACUCGGCUUCCCACAGCCCUCUGCUAAUUUCCAGGCCUUCCGUGCCAAGCUCGCUGAGAGCAUGGUCACGCUGGAGAACUGCACGGUCACCGAGCAAGCCCUCAGAGGCACCGUCCGAGUCCGAAACGUCAGCUUUCGAAAAGAUGUGCGUGUGCGCAUCACUUUUGACUCAUGGCAAAGCUACAGAGAUGUGCCCUGCACGUACCUGCAGCAGCGCUUCGGAGGGCCGCACACAGACAUCUUCGAGUUUGACAUCGCCGUACCUAAAGUGCUCGAUGCAAAGAGGAAGAUAGAAUUCUGCUUAAGCUAUUCGCCAGGAGAACAGGGUGUCACCUUUUGGGACAACAACAAUGGGCAGAACUACACGAUCGAUGUGUGCGUGAAGUCACAUCUUUGUCACAACAGAUAAAAGAGGUGUAAGAGUUGCUUACUUUUCAAACAUGAAGUAGUUUUAUUGUUUGUGUUGUUUCACUGUGACUCUUAUCUUAUUUGAUUUAGUGAAUACCAAUUAGUGUCCUUUAAUUGCCACCAAUCUACAGAAUUAUUUAUAAAUAAAUGAUAAAUGGGUUAUACUUGUAUAGCGCUUUUCUACCUUCAAGUUACUCAAAGCGCUUUGACACUAUUUCCACAUUCACCCAUUCACACACACAUUCACACACUGAUGGCGGGAGCUGCCAUGCAAGGCGCUAACCAGCAGCCAUCAGGAGCAAGGGUGAAGUGUCUUGCCCAAGGACACAACAGACGUGACUAAGAUGGUAGAAGGUAGGGAUUGAACCCCAGUAACCAGCAACCCUCCUACCAACUUCGCCACCCUGCCCCAUUUCAGUCAACUCUCACUCGUCCAUUCUUUGCCGCUGAGUAACAGUGCAGAGGGAUGCCUUUUGCUUUGGGCAUCUCUGGGAUUCCCAAAUAGGUCAGAGAUUACUCGGCAGGGACAAAUGUUAGCCUCGCAGCAACAUAGAAGCUAAUCUUAGCUCAGUGUAGUUUAGAUACACCGUGACUGAUUACUGGAGGCUUUGCGCUCCCAUUGUCACAUCUGCAACACCAUGGUAGCAAUACUUUAAUAACAAUAAAAAACAAACAUUUUCAGACAAACUACAGUGUAGCAAAGACAAAAUGAACAACAACAAGCCACAUCAUCUUUGUUUCUUCCAUUUCCAUGCAUGCGUAAUGCAAAGGUUAAUCUGAAAUGAUACCACUGUUAGCACCAUGACAGACAGCUGAGGGUUAGAUAAUGCCAAGCGUUCAGCUGUUGACUCACCUGGCACAACUCAAAAAUUCAGAUUUUCAUUUUUAUGACCACUACUCGUAUUACUGAAGUAGAACUUUCAAAGUCCAACACAAUUCACAGUUGACUUCAUAUUAUUAGUUGUAAAACUAAAAUGGAGUAAAAACUACAGUACUCACCCUUUUCAAGAUAACGAUAGAGAGGAAAGCAGGGAAAUAUAUUAGUGUAUUUAAUUUUAAAGUAAAGUAUUAAAUUAAUGUACCGUAUUUUUCGGACUAUAAGUCGCAGUUUUUUUCAUAGUUUGGCACUUAAUCAGCCUGUUGUUCACUAUUCUUUAUUUAUUUUAAAUUGCCUUUCAAAUGUCUAUUCUUGGUGUUGGGUUUUAUCAAAUGCAUUUCCCCAAAAAAUGUGACUAAUACUCCAGUGCGACUUAUAUAUAUGUUUUUUCUUUCUUUAUUAUGCAUUUUCGGCUGGUGCGACUUAUACUCCGGAGCGACUUUUACUCCGAAAAAUACGGUACGUGUUUGAGGUCUUUAGAGUUAGUCAUUAUUUGAGACUGAUAUGUUUUGCUUAUUAUUUACAAAGCAGCAAGAUAGGUUCUUGUCUCAGUAAGUUACUACUUAUAUGGUAUCACCCUUUUGACAAUUUUACAAAAAACACAGAAAAUGUAAAAUGCACUCACUGAGCUGAGGUCCUUGACGGUUUCCAGAAAUGUUACUUUAAACUCUGAAUUUAACAGAUUUUUGCGUUUGAGUUUGGAGGUUCCACUUACAUUGUUUUUGUUUUUUUUAGUGGUUCCACUUACAAUGUACUUUUUUAAAGGAAAAUCCCUUUUUUUUUUUAAUUUUGCAUAUCCACAAAACUAAUGUGAAACAAAAACAGGUGUUUUCCUUUUCUGUGUGUUCUAAAUAGUGAAAAACUGCUAGUAGGAGGCGGCUAACAAUGCAAGUAAAUUGUACAGUAUUUUGCUCAUUUUAAGCAUUACCAUAUUUCUUUCCUGGGUGCAUUGAUUUCUACAACAAACACUACCUUCACCAACAACAUAGUGAACACUUUCUGUGUAUAAUAAAUACCACAAAUGGCAGAAUGGUAAGAUCCUUGGAGUGUUGUCAUACAGCACUAUUGCCUAACUUUGCAAAUAAAAACA